Rotaria sordida is the source of this 2379-nucleotide messenger RNA. NCBI's taxonomy places the organism in Eukaryota, Metazoa, Rotifera, Eurotatoria, Philodinida, Philodinidae. The record is from the annotation of a GenBank genome assembly.
AUGAUUGUUAAAUUGAUUAAAAAAAAAACAUCAACUGCCACCUUUAUAUCAACUAAUGAUUUGGAUACAGCUUUCGCACAGAUUAAUUCAAUUAUUAAUUCUAUUUCAAAAAGUGAAUAUCAAUUCUUAAAACAAUGUAAGAAGUAUUUCAACUAUGAAGUACCAACUGAAAUUAUCUUGAAUACAAGUGAAGAACGUGCUUAUUAUAUACCUUUAAAACAAAGUAUAGGACGCAUGCUUCAAAAUGAACAAUUAUUGAAGUCUAUAAUUGAUAAUAUCAAUUCUUUGUCGAAAUAUGUAGCUAAAGAUCAAGAUCUGAUCUUGUCAAAUCGACAAGGUCAUUCAAUUAUAUCGAAUUUAUCUCGUCAAGCAAAUCCAAAUGUCCUCUUACUUAAGCUAUAUACAGAUGGGAUCUCUGUUACUAAUCCUCUUGGUGCUAAACGAGAUUCCCACAAGUUUACCUGUUUUUAUUAUCUCUUGGACGAUAUGCCAGAAAUUAUUCGUUCAAAAGUAAAUUAUAUUGGAUUGUUUUGCAUGUGUUAUACAAAGCACUUAAAUGAUCAGAAUAGUCGAACAAUAUUAAUGGAUGUACUGGUAAAUGAUUUGAAUAUGCUUCAAAAUGAAGGCAUAACAAUUGCGUGUCCUUCGAGUAGAAUAUAUUUCGUUUUUUCAACUGUAUGUGGUGAUAAUUUAGCUGCCAACGAAAUUGGAGGAUUUCAGAAGACAUUUAGUUCAGGCAGCUUUUGCCGACAUUGUUAUAUUACAUAUGAACAACGACUUAUUCCAUUAACUGAUAUAUCAUUUGUACCUCGAACUAGAUCAAAACACGACAUGAUUCUCCAUCAGAUUAUCAACAACAACAAUGAUCAAACUAUACAAGGGGUUAGAGAUGAAGAUAUCGAUGGUGCAACUGUACUUUUACUACAACAGGAAGAUAUUGUGAAAAUAUUUCCUCGAAUAAAAGACCGAGUAAAAUUUGUUGACGAACGUAAAAAAUUGAUAGAAAAUUUCAAGGAACAUCGUACAGAUACUGAUGAAAUUACAGAUGUACCACAACAUAAUGAUUUACCAAAUUCAUCUAUUUUAGUAACGACUGAAGAAAAUCAAAAUGAUCAAACAGGUGAUGAUAUAUCAUCAAAUAUUGAUUGUCAUGACAAUGAUGAUUUUCAUGCUAAAUCGCGGCUGCCCACAGAUUAUACAGGACCAACUUUGUCUGUAAAAAUGCAAUAUUACAUUGAUAAAAAUGAUCUUUCAAAAUUUUAUCCACAUACAGCUUUACGUGCUGAACUUCUAUCAUUGCUUUUUGACGAUGUCACCAACAUACAUCAAUUACUUUAUCCUAAUCACGAUGAAUAUAUAGUUAUGGCGAAGUCUAUCGUUCAAAAACUAUCCAUUCCACCAGCUUUAGUUCGUGAAGUUAUAAAAGAAUGGCAUGAAGCCAUUAAGCAAAAAUUUAAACGAGAGCGUCGACCUUUACAAAUGGAUAAUGAUUUAGCGAAGCAUAAACAAAUUCAAUAUGGUAAUGGUAAAACAAAAGGUCGACCAAAAAAAAAAAGCGUUGUUGCACAAGCAGAACGUCGAACGAAAGACAUACCAUUUAUAAAUUUAACUGAUGUUCAAAAUGAAAAUCUUUUGUCUUUGGCUAAUCAAAUGAAAAUUGAAUUACGUAGAGAUAAUCCUGAUAAUAAUGUUCUUCAUAAACUCUGGCGCCAAUCUUUUAAUACUCGUCGUAUACAUGUUCGUGAACUUCCAAUAGAUCAAUUACUUGAACAAUAUCCUGGUUAUCAUAGUGCAGAUUUGCUCUUGGCAGAAGUAAAAGAAUCUGUUGGAGUCGAUCUUAAUGAAAAUGUUGAAGUUUUAUUACCGAAAUUUUUCGAAUGUUUACCAGAUAAUAAUUGUUUUUUAUCGGACGUGUUGCCAAUUCGAGUCAUUCGAAUUUUAUGCAAAAAGUUUGGUGAAUCAGUUGGCAAUGUUUUCACUUAUCAAGAAGUACUUGUGCCUUAUCCGUGUAUAAAAAUUCUCGAACACAAGUUUGAAAUUUAUCUUGAUUUUCAUUUUGUGACAGAAACAAAUUUAUGUUCCACAGCUAUUGCCCUGCUCUUAUCACUUUAUUAUGUAUUUGAAAUUCAAUUUGCAAAUCAUAAUAGAUGUUGUAAACUUCUUUACAGCAUCUUAUUUGAAGAUGCACAUUAUCUUAAUAAAUCACUGAAAAACUUGUUAAGUACUUGUAAUUAUAAAAUUAUUAAUAAACCAGUAAUAAAACGACAAGCACUUGUUAUGAACACAACUGAAUGUUUUACUCAACCAUCAACUGAUAAUGAAAAUAUAUUAUCUUCAUCCAAUAAUUUUACUCAAGUAAGUCGUUUGAUCGAGCUUUAA